Messenger RNA from Paramecium pentaurelia, 462 nucleotides. The record is from the annotation of a GenBank genome assembly. NCBI's taxonomy places the organism in Eukaryota, Ciliophora, Oligohymenophorea, Peniculida, Parameciidae.
AUGAACAUAAUGGUUAAGUAAUUGGAUUAUCCAUAAUUCAAGAUAGUAAAAAAUUAGUUCUUGUGCUAGAGAUUAAUAAAUUUAAUGAAAUGGAAAGAUCUAAUGGAUAAUUGUGGUAUAUUAAACAAAAUAUUUUUGAAAAUUGUUAUCUUAUUCCAUUUAUAACAACGAAUAUAUUUGCAUUUCAACCAUGUAGUGGUAAACAUUUACAAUUCUAUACAAUUGAUCAUUCCACUGGAUUAUAUGUAAAAUCAAGGAAUUCUAAGUUUAAGGAGUUGGAUAAGAUUGUUAGUAGUAUUUUCCCUAAAAAUAUAUAUCCACCAGAUAACUUACUUUCUAAAAAUGAAUAUUUUGUAAAUUUAAUAUAAUUCAAUUUUGAUUAUUAAAAUUGGGAUUGCGAAUUUAUAGAAGGUAUUGAGUUUGAUUAAAGUGGAGAUUUUGGAAACAUUUUUGGGACAAUGA